AUGCCAUCUCAGUCAUGGCAAGAGGACCCCCUCCCGUCUACCAGUUCACCCCCACCUUCCAACUUUACACUUUACGAUCAGACGUUUCAACGUUUCGAAGCGCCAAAAACAUUCAGACGGAGGAACGGAAGUGUGAUUAUGAACACUGCCACCAACACAUAUUUCAUUGCUUUACUGUUCCUUUUCACCUUACACACAGCGACAGGUAAGGCAUUUUUUAUAAAAUUGAUUACUAUUUCAUAAAAAUAUUUUUUCAUUUACUAGUUAUCAAAACUAACUAAAACACUAAUUAUACCUCUAAGAAUACUAUAGUAUCACUUUCAGCGUUAAAACAAGUCCACGAAUAUCAAAGAUACGAUGGGUGGUACAAUAACCUCGCAAACCCUCAGUGGGGCACAGUAAGCAGUAGAUUACACCGUGAUGCUCCCAGUGCAUACGAAGAUGGAGUAUAUAAGUUAUGGGAGAAAGACCUGCCAUCAGCUAGAAACAUCUCAAGUAAGAUACCACUAUGUUGUUAAUUAUUACCAUGUUUAGAUCUGGUAUUCAAAGGAAAAGAUGGUAUUCCAAAUGCUCGGAACUUGACAACUAUGAUGGCUUUCUUCAGUAAGUUACAUACCAUUUAAACAUGAAACAGAGCUAAUAAAUACAGUAAUAAGUUUAGAAAACUUAUAUUUGGAUUGCUAUAACAGUGAUUUUUCAUCAAAAAAUAUAUUGUUUUAGGUCAAGUAGUUGCGUACGAGAUAAUGCAAUCAACUCAAAUCAGUUGUCCGUUGGAAAUGCACAAGAUCCAGGUGCCAAAGUGUGAUGCUGUGUUUGACAAGGAAUGUAAAGGAGAAACACAGAUACCAUUUACAAGAGCCAAAUACGACAAAACCACUGGACAUGGGCUGAAUUCACCAAGAGAACAGGUAACUUGAAUGUUUUACAUAGUCUUGCGUUUAGUAAACUUUAAAUUACUCGAAGCGCCAAUGACUAAAUGAAGUUAUUGUAGGUGAACGACAGAACAGCCUGGAUCGAUGCUUCUUUUCUGUACAGUACCCAAGAACCAUGGGUCGCUGCUCUGAGGUCAUACAAGAACGGAACCUUAAAAGAGCACGACUCUAUGAAAGGGUACCCUCCAUUCAACAACCCCCACAUUCCUCUGAUCAACCCUCCACCACCUCAGAUUCAUCGCUUAAUGAAGCCAGACAGAUUAUUCAGUAGGUUGAUCAAGCUAAUAUUCUAGAUCUUCAAUUUUUUGUUAUUUUUAAUACAUUUUGACAUUUUUUGUCGAUUUUGUUACCUAAACACAAUAUUUUAGUCCUUGGUGAUCCUCGAGUCAACGAGAAUCCAGGUCUUCUCAGUUUCGGGCUAAUUCUGUUCAGAUGGCACAACAUCCAAGCGAGAGAGUUGGAGAAGAAACAUCCAGAAUGGACAGAUGAAGAACUCUUCCAAGGUGCCAGAAGACUAGUCAUAGCUACACUACAAAAGAUCGUAUACUACGACUACCUCCCGGCCCUACUCGGAAACGAAGCCGGCAGUCCAGAAGAGUACAAGUACGAUGGCUACAAACCCUAUCUGCCUCCAGGCAUUUCACAUUCUUUUGCUACAACCGCCUUCAGAUUCCCACAUACGAUCGUUCCGCCUGGAAUGUUAUUCAGAACAAAGACAGACAAGUGUCAGUUUAGAGACGAGGUUGGUGGGUACCCCGCCCUCCGAUUGUGCCAAAACUGGUGGAAUGCCCAAGACAUUGUCAGAACAUAUACUGUAGACGAGAUUGUUCUUGGAAUGGCUAGCCAGUUGGCCGAAGCUGAGGACAACAUUGUUGUCGAGGAUUUGAGGGGUAUGUCAUUUUAGUUUUAAAUAUAUUUAUUGGCAUUGUAUGUAAGUGCCUAUCAGUAGUUCUGUAGUUAACAUUACAUAGACGUUGCGUGUUUAUCUUAAUGAUUUUAGACUUUAUUUUUGGUCCAAUGCACUUUACUCGUCUCGAUGUCGUAUCAACAUCAAUUAUGAGAGCUCGUGACAACGGUAUUCUACCGUACAUCAAGUUGAGGCAAGUUUAUAAUUUGCCACCAAGAACCUGGGAGACCAUCAAUCCAAAAAUGACUAGGGAAAUGCCAAAAGUAAGUCCAACUUUUAUAACAUAUGAAUCUUAAAAUAUAAUAUAAUAAUAAAUUUUUAAAACAAAUAUUUUAAUAUCGUAAACAUUGAAAUAUAUUUAAAUUAAAAAUGUAUUUUUUUAGAUCAUUGAAGGCCUGAAGGCGAUGUACAAUGGUGAUAUCAACAAACUCGAUGCGUAUGUUGGUGGGAUGAUGGAGUCGGAUGGCCAAGGCCCUGGAGAACUCUUUGCAGUCAUUAUCAAAGAUCAGUUCAGACGUCUGAGAGAUGGAGACAGAUUCUGGUUCGAAAACACGAACAACAAGUAAGUGUAAUCAAUAAAUUUUAUCAUAACUUAACACUACAGUAGUCUAUAAAGGGUCAAAAUGACUUGUCUUUUUCGUACCUAAAAACACUUGGUGACACAUUGCAAUUUUAGUAUCUUUACGGAGAAAGAAAUCGAACAGAUCAAAAAGAUUACCAUGAAGGACAUCAUCGUCAAAACCACCGAGAUCCAGCCAGAAUUCCUUCAAGAAAACGUUUUCUUCCACAAAUCUGGAGAUCCAUGUCCCCAGCCAUUUCAAGUCAACACAACUGACCUCGAACCAUGCAUUCCAUUCAUGAGGUUCGACCACUUUACUGGAAACGAAGUCACUUACAUCUACACUUGCAUCGCCUUGGGCUGUGUUCCAUUACGUAAGUCCUUUCUUGGAUUUAAAAAUUUUUACAAUAAAAUUAAUUUAAAACAAUAAAAUUAAGGUGUUCUUUAAUUUUUUUUAAUUAAAACAAUAAAAUUAAGGUGUUCAAAUCUUUUCAUAAACAUAACGUUAUACCGCAUAAACAAGUAGAUAAUCAAGUCGUUUAGUUUGCAUUGGAAUCGGAUACCAGUACAUUCAACGUCGCAGAAAACUGGGAUUACUGUAUGAACCGAGCAGACGACAGACCAACAAACUGGUCGAGAACCUAGAAAAGACAAACGCUUUCAGCAAAGCAGCUGGAAAAGCUUCGAAAUACUCAUUUCCAGGUAAUAAAAAGAGAAACAGAAUUAUCAAAAGUCAUAUACACAUCUAAACAAUACUUCUUUCAGUGAUAGAAUGGAUCAACGAAACGUAUUACCGGUCGGUUCUAUUGGUCAUAGAACCGAAAGCUCCAAACAUUAACUUGGAGAAACCACGUGGCGGAGUGCUACGUAGAGUACCACUGUCAGAUUCUCAAGUUGUUACCAUGAAUAUUGGAACAAAAGCCUCGGGAUCUAUUAGUGGUCCAUUCGUAGUAAUAUCAGUUAGAAAACAUAACGACAUCGUUGUUAGAUUCAGAAAGAUCGAAGACUUCGACCAGUUCCAAAAGUCACUCGGAAGCGUACUAUCAAGUCACAAAAUAGCACUAAAAGGUAGACAAGUUCAGACGGAUGUUCUACUAGAUGCAGCAGAGACGAAAGAGAAACGACAACACAAGUUGGACUACUUCUUCCGAGAAGCCUACUCCAAGACCUUCAACGUGCCCAAACUGAGAAACAAAGAGCACGAGUACGACUCGAUGACCACAGAUGAAGUACUGGAGAUGCGAUUGAGUAAAGGAGAGUUCGCCGAAGCCUUGGGAAUGAAGGAGAACGACCUAUUCGUCGAUAGAAUGUACGCCUGCAUGAAGAAGGACAGUGGUGACGACUCGGACGAUGUCACCUUCCAACAGAUGCUCGACGUUCUCAGAAAGUUCAGUAGCGACGACCUUAAAGAGAAGUUGAAGUUGAUCUUCAACAUGUGCGAUACCGACCAAGACGGCAAGGUUCAAUCAGAAGAAUUUUCUGAUUUUGUACGGUCCUUGAACGUGACAGCGGGUGUCAAGAUCGAUGAAGAACAACAAGCUAACGUCAUUGAUUCCGUGCUUUACCGUGCUGGAAUUCAAGACCGAAAGAUAUUGACUGAAAAAGAUUUUGAAGCCAUCUUUAGCCAGACGGACGACCAACGUCGACCAUUGGGAGUGCACUUUAGAGGUCGUCAACUGAAGGUCAAAUGUGAUGAGUAAGCUUAAAGUCAUGGUUAGAUAACUUUUAAAGCAUUUCUUAAAUUUAUGACAAUUGUGAGACACCAAACGAAUUCAGUUCGUAUUUUAAUAUGUUUUCUCAUUUAGAACCGAAAGUCUGAACAGUUUCGCCGUCACUCCAGAAGGUGAUCCUAACACUAACACCGGCUGGUUCGGAUGGUUAGCAUCAUUCUUGGAAUCCAACAGACAGCACGUUGUAAUCUUGUUCAUCUUCUUUGCCAUCAACGCCAUUCUGUUCACGGAGAGGUUCUGGCGUAAGUGUAACAUCUAUUUUUCAUAAACUUUUUAGAUUACCGAUAUGAAACAGAACACCGUGACCUUCGUCGUGUUAUGGGAGUUGGUAUCGCCAUCACAAGAGGAGCUGCAGCUGCUUUGUCAUUUGAUAUGGCUGUUGUGCUGCUCACGGUGUGCCGUAACGUGCUGACUAUCAUCAGAGAAACCCCUCUUGGAGAAUAUCUGCCCUUAGAUUCAGCCAUCACCUUCCACAAGAUCGUAGCCAUCACUGCCGGUGUGUUCUCGGCCAUUCAUACCAUCGGUCACUGUAUCAACUUCUACCAUGUAGCCACACAAAGUCAAGAAGGCCUUGCUUGUCUGUUCCAAGAAGCCGUUUUUGGAUCCAACUUCUUACCAUCGAUCAGCUACUGGUUCUUUGGAACGUUGACUGGAAUCACAGGAAUUCUGUUGGUUGCUGUCAUGUGCAUCAUCUAUGUAUUUGCUAUGCCAGCUGUUCUCAAACGAGCUUACCAUGCAUUCAGAUUGACACAUCUUCUGAACAUUGCAUUAUAUGCAUUGACUAUUCUUCACGGACUUCCUAGGCUUCUAGAUGUAAGUUUUUCCUAAUUUAACCUAUUUAAAACAGAUAGUAAAUAACCUAAAGUAUAGUAAAAAAACAUAAAAUUGGCCAUUUUUAGUCGCCAAAGUUCUGGUACUACGUGAUAGGACCAAUAAUCAUAUUCAUCAUUGACAAGAUCAUUGGAAUGCGUCAACAAUAUAAACAGCUACAGAUCAUGUACGCAGACAUCUACCCGUCAGACAUCAUCUACAUCAAGUUCCACCGUCCUCAUUCCUUCAAGUUCCGUUCCGGCCAAUGGGUUCGUGUGUCAUGUCCCAACUUCAGUUGUUCUUUCAAUACCAACCACGCCUUCUCUCUGGCUUCGGCCCCUCAAUCCAAGUACGUCGAGCUUUACAUUAAGGCUGUUGGACCUUGGACUUGGCAAUUGAGAAACGAGAUAAGUGAAUGUCUUACCCAUGGAGACAACAACUACCCCACCAUCAACUUGAACGGUCCGUUUGGGGAUGGUAAUCAAGAAUGGCACAACUACGACGUCUGUGUGAUGGUCGGUGGGGGAAUCGGAGUAACUCCAUAUGCGUCUACAUUGAUGGAUCUUGUCAUGGAGACCUCAGCCGACAAACAUUGCAAUAUUAGAUGCAAAAAGGUGUACUUCUUGUGGAUCUGUCCAACUCACAAGAACUUCGAGUGGUUUGUGGAUGUUCUGAAGGAAGUUGAGAGUCUGGAUCGUAACAAUCUGCUUGAGAUUCAUGUGUUUGUUACCCAAUUCUUCCACAAGUUCGAUUUGAGAACAACGAUGCUGGUAGGUUUAUAUUUUUACUUUGCAAUGUAUAUGUAUUCGAAAGAAGGUUUAAAAGUUUACAGUUGAAAACAUGGCCUUUACAUUCAACAGUAGUUACCUUAUCCAUAGCGUAAAUACCCAUUUAAAAUCGAUCAACUUGAUCAAUAAGUAAAACCAACUAAAAUAAUAUCCAUUUAACUUUAGUACAUCUGUGAGAAGCACUUCCGCGGUAACAACAGAGGAAAGAGUAUGUUCACGGGACUGAGCGCCACAAAUCACUUUGGACGGCCAAACUUUGAUGCCUUCUUCGGAUUCUUGCAGAAACGGCAUCAAGAGGUAGGUAAAACAAUAUAAUAUAUCAAAGUAUUACGAUUAACCCAAAAAACACUUAAAAAAUGUAAAAACAAUGUGCAAAAGGAAGUUUCCGGAAAAUUUUACAAAAUUUUGUAAAUUAUAAAAUGAGACGAAGUGACAACCAUUGAUUUUCAGGUGAAUGAGAUUGGAGUGUUCAGUUGUGGGCCCAAUUCCAUCAACAAACAAAUCCGCAACGCUUGUCAAGAUGCUAACCGAGUCAGGAAUGCGGCAUCGUUUGUGCAUCGGUUCGAAACCUUCUAG
This is a messenger RNA of Bursaphelenchus okinawaensis, 6302 nucleotides long. The record is from the annotation of a GenBank genome assembly. Lineage: Eukaryota; Metazoa; Nematoda; Chromadorea; Rhabditida; Aphelenchoididae.